AUGUCCAUGAAGUACCUCGCCGCAUACGCCCUUGCGUCGCUGAGCAACCCGACGCCAGGCGCCGCCGAUGUGGAGCGGAUCUGCAAGGCCUGCGGCAUUCAGGUGGAGAGCGAUGCCCUCGCAUUCGUCAUGGAGUCCAUUGCUGGCCGCAGCGUUGCCACCCUCGUGGCGGAGGGUGCGGCGAAGAUGAGCGCCACCGCCCUUGCCGCCGCCCCUGCCGCCGCCGGUGGCGCUGCUGCUGCCGGUGGUGCCGCCGCCGCCGCCCCCGCCGCCGAGGCCAAGAAGGAAGAGGAGGAGGAGGAGGACGACGACAUGGGCUUCGGCCUCUUCGACUAG
Molecule: messenger RNA, 336 nt
Organism: Trypanosoma conorhini
Lineage: Eukaryota; Euglenozoa; Kinetoplastea; Trypanosomatida; Trypanosomatidae
Product: 60S acidic ribosomal protein P2
Exons: 1
Coding region: 1-336 (111 amino acids)
Biological process (GO): cytoplasmic translational elongation; translation
Cellular component (GO): ribosome; cytosolic large ribosomal subunit
Molecular function (GO): structural constituent of ribosome
Source: RefSeq, a predicted model, not a curated record